Hylaeus volcanicus is the source of this 3060-nucleotide messenger RNA. RefSeq lists its product as uncharacterized. Gene Ontology annotation, molecular function: growth factor activity. The record is from RefSeq and is a predicted model, not a curated record. The transcript has a single exon. Bases 1777 to 2280 code for a protein of 167 amino acids. NCBI's taxonomy places the organism in Eukaryota, Metazoa, Arthropoda, Insecta, Hymenoptera, Colletidae. Gene Ontology annotation, cellular component: membrane.
UCGUUCCUGAAUCCUUGAUGGAAACUCUCGUUACGCAACUGAUAGCACGGAGGUUGGAUCGUAAAAUAAUGUAAAACUUGAUCGAUUUUGUUUGCAUAUUACGGUACAGGUCUUCGUCCUACUGAUUGAGGACAAAUACGUUGAACUUUGGAUGAUGCGACUUUUCGGUUAAUCCUGUUAGAACAUCAAGUUUUCCUCGAUUGUUCCAUUACGUUUAGAACUGGUAGAUGAUUUAAGAGAUCUACGAGUAUUUCAAGAAAUUCUAUUUAUGACAUUAUGAGCGUUACCUCGAAUUUAACAAAACCGGAAAGAGUAAUAGAUAUAGUCAUUGUUUUGCCACAGAGGAUAUCCCUUUGCGUCAAUUAAGUUGCGCGCUGAGUAAAGUGAUCAUGUCACGGGAUUCUGUUAUUAAUCACACGUCUUAGAAUAGUAACGAUCGUAACGGUGUAUUGGGAAUCUCUAAGGGAGGAAACUGACUCGGUUAUCAUUCAUAAAUCUUGCAACAUUCUUCUUCCUUCAUAUAUUCACGAUUAUCUAAUUUGUUGAAUUUACAAAGCUUUGGGUCUUUCUUUGAUCGGAUCCCUAAGCGAAGUGAAUGAUUUUGUUUACAGCCGCUAUUCUUGUACGUAACGCAUAGAAUGAAACAAACGAAACACGUGCGAAGAUACGAGGCACGAGUUAUUUAACAAGAUCGCGAGACAAGAUCGAGUAGGUGGCGGUUUGCCAAAUCGAAGUACAAGCAAACAUCUGUUCACGUACGAUGUACCGUUAACGAUUUUGAAGCAGAAGCCUGCCUGUGAUUCACGGGGUUUAUCUACAAAUGUGCGAAGCUUUAAGCGGAUCCAUAAAGUAAACGACAAGUGGGUCCAGGUGAUAACAUUCUAAAAUCCUGGUAACGUCGAGAGUUUCAGAAAUUUCAAUGCAACAAAAACUCCGUUUCCGCGUUUGUUGUGAUUCUGGCUCGCCCGGCGUUAUCGAUUCCUCGUUGAGUUAUAAACAAUACCAUGUGUGUACUAUCUAGCUGUCUGAUAAGAGACCGUUAAAUUUAUAUUUUAAGUUUAGCGUGAGAGUGGUGGUAAUUAUACGCGGGACGUAUCAAUAGAAGAGAAGUCGAAGUUCGAGUUUGAUAUAAACGCGUUCCUCCUCUUCUUAUCAGAAGGUUAGCCGAUCGUACUGACAAAACAUGUCUUGAUGAGAGCUACGGGAUUACACGAAUAUAGCGUGAAAGCCUUUCGAGGUGAUACGGAAUUAAAUACCGUGCGUGUCGCAGUGAUUUAUUAAGUUAUUUGUUCGUUGGAACCGGUGAAUCUGUUCGGAACUGGAGGAUAUGAAUGCGAUCCACCGUUCUUCAGGGAACGGCCGAGGAUGGAAUCUUUGACGUACGGUUGAGAAGCCGUGGCAAUUCCCAUGCAUCAGGAUACUUUGCACGAUUGCAUAAAUAUUACACAUGGAACUGUAGGACUCUGAAUGGAUUUCGAAUGUGCGUGAAUCUCUGUCGAUGCAUGUGACCUCACGCAUGGAGCACGUGUGCAAGCUUUUCCACGUAUAAAUACUCUUCUGGCAGCAGGAAAGUCUCAGUCGGUCGCCUCUCGAUACUAGUUCGUGUCGGUGGUACGUGUAAUUUGUGUUGAGAAGACGCGAUAGGAGGGUGUUCACUCGGAAAUCGCUCCACGAUACUGGAAAAACUUGGUGCACGUGACUUCGAGCAGGUAGAUCCGAUUGUAGGGAUAAGCAACAGUGUUCGACCGUCCAGAAUCAACGUACCAGGAACAAGGCAUGAAAAAUAGAUCAUUGAAAACCUCCCUGUUAAGGUUGAUGAUACUCGUUCCGUUGACCCUAGACAACAUGGUCCUAUCGGCGGCGGUGAACAGCGGUGGUCAUCAUCAACAAGUAUCCAGGAGGAUUCAUCUGCCCCGUGCUGUGAACAUGUCGAAGAAGUUUACCUGCGGUGAACCGCAAUCACGAGCGUACAACUUGAGGGACUUGAUGCAAAACGUCCACAAAAAUCCCAGUGAAAGCGCUAUUCAACCUGUGUACAUCGUCCUGAAACGUUGCGACGGUCACUCGGGAUGUUGCAUGAGCUCCGACAUGAGCUGUUCGCCGGUGGAAUCCUCGAUCUAUUACGAAGAAAUGGAAAUCGAGAUCUGGAGCCUCGAGACCAACAGCACGAGGAGACAGUGGAUCAGGGUGGAGCAACACGGCAGGUGUUCGUGCCAAGUAACUACGAUCAACGACCGUUAUCAGCUGGAGCAUCAACAACCUAACGUAAUACUUAUUUGAUCUUACUUGAUCAAAUCGUGGACAAUUGUUUCAAACACUUUAACGAGUAUGAAUUAUUAUAAAUGAACGAUAUUAUCGACUUAUACAGAGAUACAAAAGACUACCGAUAGAUCGGAUCAAUCGAAUAUGUGAUCAUCUUUUCUAAUUUUAACGAUUACCUAGGACGAUAAGUCAAUACACCGGCUCGAUAGAACGCGAGCAUUUCGAGCGUAGAACGUAUAAAUUGGCUUAUAGCCUAACAACGUGAUGAUAACUUUUCAACGCCUACAUGUCGGAGAAUCAUCGGUAGAUACCUGUUUUACUAUAAUCGAAUACUGCAUUUUCCAUUGAAACGUUAAAGUCACAGAACAAAUGAAAUCGUAGAUUCACUAAGAUGCCCGAUGGGACACUUAUAUUUAAAGAAGAAACUUAAAAGAGUCGCAAUAGUAAUCGGAAAACAUUGAAAUUUAAUGACAAUUACAAUGUACAUGACUCGUUCAACUAGUCAUAUUUAGCAUUUUGUUUUUCGAUUACUCGCAAUAGCGUUAAACAAAAUGAAGGGUACCAAAAACGUAUUACUAUUUUAGAAAUCAUUGUAAAACUCUUUUAGCGAAGUGUUCGCUAUUCGCCCAUUGUGAUAUUAUUUGGCCGAUAUCGUAAUAACAUCAAAACUAAGUUAUUAAGGUAUUUCAUGUUUGUCGUAAUGCAAAAUGUAUAAGUUGCUACAUAUGUUUACGAAUUCAUGAUAAUUCCAGUAUUUAUAAACGUUUGUCGGUAAUUCAGAAGGCACUCUCGAAAUAA